CCAAUAUCAACCGUCGAUUCAAAAACAUCCAACGGAUGAAAGAAAAACCCUAACUACAUCAAAACUAUUAACACUUGCCACCUUUUCUCCUUCACGUUCUUUCUCAUUUCAAUCCCUCGUCCGCGAACCCUGAAAUCGCCUCCAUUUUCCAGGUAAUGGCUCCGAAACAGCCAAACACGGGCAUUUUUGUUGGCCUGAAUAAGGGUCACAUUGUCACCAAAAAGGAGUUGGCUCCCAGGCCAUCUGACAGAAAAGGGAAAACCAGUAAGAGAGUUCAUUUUGUUAGGAGUCUGAUCCGGGAGGUUGCUGGAUUUGCUCCUUACGAGAAGAGAAUCACUGAGCUGUUGAAGGUUGGCAAAGACAAGCGAGCUCUCAAGGUGGCGAAGAGAAAGCUUGGAACUCACAAGAGGGCAAAGAAGAAGAGAGAGGAGAUGUCGAACGUACUCAGGAAGAUGAGGUCAGCUGGAGGUGGAGAGAAAAAGAAGUGAUUUUCUGCAGAGUAAUUACUUUUACUUGAGAAAUUUUUAGUUUUGAACUUGUAGCUGUGUGACUCCUUUUGCUUUACUAGACAUUGGAAAAUUGAAUCAAAAUUUUUCUGUCUUCAUUAGAGUAUUUGAAUGCUUGCCAAGUUGAAUCAACAAUUUUGCAGCCUUUCCUAUUUGA
Molecule: messenger RNA, 663 nt
Organism: Amaranthus tricolor (Joseph's coat)
Lineage: Eukaryota; Viridiplantae; Streptophyta; Magnoliopsida; Caryophyllales; Amaranthaceae
Product: 60S ribosomal protein L36-2-like
Exons: 4
Coding region: 156-488 (110 amino acids)
Biological process (GO): cytoplasmic translation
Cellular component (GO): cytosolic large ribosomal subunit; ribosome
Molecular function (GO): structural constituent of ribosome
Source: RefSeq, a predicted model, not a curated record